This is a messenger RNA of Nematostella vectensis (starlet sea anemone), 2505 nucleotides long. RefSeq names its product Bardet-Biedl syndrome 10 protein homolog. The record is from RefSeq and is a predicted model, not a curated record. Gene Ontology annotation, biological process: chaperone-mediated protein complex assembly. The transcript has a single exon. Gene Ontology annotation, molecular function: ATP-dependent protein folding chaperone; ATP binding. NCBI's taxonomy places the organism in Eukaryota, Metazoa, Cnidaria, Anthozoa, Actiniaria, Edwardsiidae. Bases 1 to 1692 code for a protein of 563 amino acids.
AUGGCGGCUGCCGCACUUCAAACUUGCCAAAAUUUUGAACGCAUUUUAAAAAAAAGUUUUGGCCCGAAUGGACUUGACGUUAUGCUAAGAUCUUCUUCUGGGAAUAUUCUCAUUACAAACAGCGGCUCCAUGAUUUUAGAGUCGUUAACUAUGGCGAACCCGGCGGGAAGAAUGAUUGCAGAAGCGGCACGAAGUCUGUCCGGCAGAACCGGUUCUGGUGCAAGCUACUUCAUUAUAAUUCUUGCUGAAAUCUUCAGAGAAAUAGCUAAUAUAACAGGGAUAACAAAAGAAAAAACACUCAAAGAACUGAGCGCUAAGACUCAGAUCGAACUCUUCUCAUUUUCACAAGCGUUCAACAAGAUAGAAUCUGAACGUUUUGACGAUUUAUUUUUGCGUGCCUUUGAUAACCUUGAAGUUCGUGUAGAUUUGAGUGAAGACAAUUGUGAACUAGUACGAAAAAAACUAAAAGCGGUCAUUAACACAUGCCUUAAUGGAAAAUUUCCGAAACAACAAAGGGAUAACUUAGCUACGCUGUUGGCUGAUUUUUUGCAUCUCUCUUGCAGCGCUCACAGUCAAUUGUAUCAAUUUGUCUUGGAUUCUAUAGAUGCCUUCUCUGAAAUUUGCCUUGAGUGCAUUGGUGCACCACAAGAUUUUUCUCAUGUUGUCGAGGGCGUCAUGAUUCCUCAACAGAUGUCUACAAAAACUAAGGGAUUUGGCAUGCGCAACUUCCCCAAUGGCUUCAAAUUCAUUGCUUUGACGUUUGCACUAGAUGAGUGCACACCUGAGACUCCAACCACACUAAGAAUAACCAAAGGUAAUUUGUUUGAUACAACUUUAAACUGGAAGAGAACGAACACCUUGAAGAUUUUACAAUACCUGAAGAUGCAAGAAAUUCAGUUGAUCAUCACAAGCAAGGUCAUGUCCGAUAUGGUUAUUCAUUUGUGUAACCAACUCAAUAUUGCUGUUAUUCACUCCAUUCCUAUAGAAACCAUUAGUUAUAUUUGCAAUGUUUUAUCUAUACAGCCUUUGCAAGAUUUAAAUCUGGACAAGCCAACAUUACCAGAUAUUUUCCAGGGAAGUGCAAAGUCUUGUAGUCCAAAAAUUAUUGGAAACCAGAAAUACUCUCACCUAGUUCUUGGCGUCAGUGAAGUCUCAGCUCAUCAGAUAAUGUUAUGUGGACCAGCUGAGGGUCUAUGUAGACAGUAUUACCUUGCUUUAUUGGAUGCACUUAAGGCUAUUAAGAUGACUUUUAGUACAGAUAGGCGGGCAUUAUUGCUUUUACCAGGUUGUGGUUUAGUUGAAGUUGCCCUCGCUAGUGACUUGCAGCAUUUGUCCAAGAUGAUAACAAAUACAGAGCUGGCCCUAGCUUGCCAAAUACUUGGAAAGUCACUCCUACAAAUCCCUAGAACUCUGUAUCAAAAUUCCUUUGCAGGUAAGCAGGGGCUACAACAAUUUUUAACACAAUUGCAAAUAAUGGAAACUUCAUGGAGGAAUAGUAAUCUGUCUGAAGGCAUUGAUGGGAGAACAGGGCUGCCCAUCAACCCAUUCGUUCAUGAAAUUCUUGAGCCUUUGCUGGCAAAGAAAGAUACACUACAUUGUGUGUUCCAAUGUGUGACACAGGUCUUGAGGAUCAAUCAGGUACUUGGAGUCGCUUGUCGACCAAAGGAAACAGUAGAUGAAUCUGAUGACUAAUAUUGCCUUAUUGAUGAUAAUAUUUCCUAUUUUCCCAUUUUGGCUGGUUUUCUUGUGGGCAUAAAGUACAGAUGUAAAACUGUAUUUACUGUUCUAUGCAGUAUGUUACUACUACUCUCCUCUACAGACCCCUCCAGGUUUAAGAAAAUCCAAAACCUAAAUAAAAAUAUAGUUAAGGGAGCCCUCUGUAGUAAGCAAACAAGGUAUAUUAGGGGAAAGGUGAUAAUAAUCAUAACAGAAUAAAGGUUAGAUUUGAGAGUUCAAAUUAUUAUAGCAGCAAUCAUGCCAAUUUAAUACUGGCAGGCCGAUGGAAACCUUAACUGAAAUUUCCAAGACAUGUCAUUGCAUUUAGGAAGACUUGACUUAAGCUCCUUACUGAAAUAAUUUGUGCACAUUGCAAUGCAAGAAGGCGCACUGGACAGCUGAAUGGCUGAUCCCAGUAACAAAAAACUCUUUUCAAACCAGGAUGUAGAAGGCUCCAAGCUAGGUGCUUCUUUUGCUCUUUGGUUUUGACUGAAGCUUGGAGCCUCUUGUAUCCAGGGCAGCAUUAUUCCCAUCAUUUUUUAUGGAUAUAACUGGACUUUAUUAUUACUUAAUUUGACUCUUACAAAAAAUUUAAAGGUUAAGUUCCGCCUUGGCAGCUCGUAUUUGCACUCAUCCUCUAAUCACAAGAAAAUGUAUGACGGCAUCCCCAAUAAAAGCGAAGCAGGAAAAAAAUCCAAACGCCUGAAAAAAGAAAUAAUUUUGUUAGCCUAAAUCACAGGGAUUUGUUAAUGCUAUGUAGUUAAGGCCCAUUAAAACUGGAGAAAAUAA